Symbiodinium sp. CCMP2456 is the source of this 1151-nucleotide messenger RNA. NCBI's taxonomy places the organism in Eukaryota, Dinophyceae, Suessiales, Symbiodiniaceae. The record is from the annotation of a GenBank genome assembly.
AUGGACGCAGUGUACAAGCUCUUGACAGAUGCUGGCCUCAUGUACACCCAGAAAGUCAGCUCCACCUUCAUAGGGGUACACCCUAGCAACAGAGAUGGCUGCGGGGUCAGCACGAAGCACGUGCAUGACUUGCUUGCAGACCUGGUUUCUCUCGGAUGGUCUCAGUCCGAGUUUAAAGGCCUUUGUGUCGAAGUCUCUGACUCUGAGCGCUCAUCGGUUUAUCAAUGGAACAAAGAACUAGUAGACAACUCGGACGGACAGCUUCCGGACUUUCCAUCGGAAGCCCAUGUCAAAUAUGCUACGAUCGGAGGUAGCCACACCAACCAGGUGCUGCGCUGUUUUCUGUCUAAAGUGCCAAGCAGUGCCGUCGGAGUCACAGACGGUGCUCGGCUGAGCCUUAACAGGCUUCAGGAACUCGACCGGGAUUUCUGGACUGCGUGCACAGAAGGCGCAACGUGGCGUGUGAUCUCGGGCAUUGUCCCGGAAAGAUUCCCCAGCUUUUGCGGUUUGGCGCAAUCCGCUGCCAACGCUUCGGGGCAUGUUGCUCGUGAGGAAUCCGAGCUACAACUGUGCCGAAAAAUACACACAGAGGUGGCGAAGGCUUACCAGGCAGGCAAAACCACCGUCACCUACCAGGAUGUGAAGGAAGCCGUGCUCAGGUCUAAACCGCGAGCGGCAGCGACGGUCCCAGCACUUUUCUUGUUCACGCUCCGGUACAGCGGAGGCCAAGCCCAGCUGCGGCACAUGAUCCUUCACUUCGCCUACGCAAUCGAUGAAGCUCGCAGCCUCACCGGCAGCGACAUCAAAAAGCUCUUGGGCCUCAGCAUGGUUGGCAAAGUGGCGCAUGCAACCGCACUACUCUCCAAGUGCAGGGAGCUGUGCACCAACAAUUCCGUGCCCGCCGCCAUCUCGCUUAAGUACCUCGGGUUUCUGCAAGUGCACAUCAUUGCCAUCUUGCUGGAGAAGAAGAAGAUCAUGAAACAGGAGACCGUAGAGAAGGCGGCUGAGGAAUGCAUCAAUGAAAUCUUGCGUGAGACCAAGAUGACUUUCGAGAACCCGUUUAAACACAGUUCUUCAGAAGGUUCCUCUUCCAGAUCCCCGUCGGGUAAGACGACCAAGGAGGAGCAGGGCUUGGUGCCGCUUGUUGGCAG